AUGACAAUGGGAGAUGAUGCGCCCGUCGUAACAUCCCUGGUACUUCCGAUUCUGAUACGACCAAUAUUGUCCCAGCUUGAAAGGCGCGAUGUGGUCGCAUCACAAGCGCUGCGUGCCGCGCUUACCAAGGCGGAACAAAGCCACCCGGGACUGACGUACGAUCUGGUCAUGGGCAUCAUCAAGAAGGGUGACAUCAAUGUGAACAUGAACGAAAGCAUCCUCAGACUGCAGGGUGCGGCCACAGAUACGGACUUGAUCGAAUAUAGGUUAAAUCGCACGGAGGAUGCAUUCCAGGAACUGAACAAAAAGUCGGCAGCACUGAAACGAAUCCUGAGCCGCAUCCCGGAUGAGAUAGCGGAUAGGAAAACAUUCCUGGAAACGAUAAAAGAAAUAGCUAGUGCCAUUAAAAAGCUGCUCGAUGCGGUCAACGAAGUGGUCGGUUUCAUACCUGGCUCGUCCGGUAAGCAGGCGGUGGAACAGCGGAAGAAGGAGUUUGUGAAGUAUUCCAAAAAGUUUAGCACCACCCUCAAAGAGUACUUCAAAGAAGGAGAGGCAAAUGCCGUAUUCGUAAGUGCCCUGUACCUGAUACACCAAACCAAUCAGAUUAUGAUAACGGUCAAAAAUAAAUGCGAGUAG
Messenger RNA from Anopheles marshallii, 636 nucleotides. It is a transcript of the gene Ccm3, whose product is annotated as programmed cell death protein 10. The record is from RefSeq and is a predicted model, not a curated record. Lineage: Eukaryota; Metazoa; Arthropoda; Insecta; Diptera; Culicidae. Gene Ontology annotation, molecular function: protein kinase binding. The transcript has 5 exons. Gene Ontology annotation, biological process: positive regulation of MAP kinase activity; regulation of Golgi organization. Gene Ontology annotation, cellular component: FAR/SIP/STRIPAK complex; Golgi apparatus. Bases 1 to 636 code for a protein of 211 amino acids.